GUGGGCAGCACAGGGGGUGGAGGACAACAAACCCACGCGGAGAGGAGCGAGCCGCCGAGGUAGGGAGAGUGUUGCUACACUCACUUGUCAAGCUGUGUGGCACCCCUCCACUCAGAUAAGACCACACAGCUUUCCUAGGUGAAGACCGGCGUGUGCUGUACCAUUCUUCAUAUACACACACAGUACUGUACUGCUCACAAGACUGACUGGUUUUCUGGAUCAGUCCUCCCGAUGCCAGUCCUGGUUGGACAUCAGUUGGAGAGGUCCCACCAAUGUAGAAGAUGAAAGGCUGCCUUCUCUAAUUUUAAGAAAUGAUAUCCAAGUGCAGUGGAAGAAGAGAGGAAGGGAGACCAGGGGAGAUUUCUUGGAUCCACAGCCAUCUUGAAAUCAACUACCAGACCCUUGAGAGCUUCAGUUGCACUAAACUUCAGCUGACGACUUGAAUCAUGGGGAAGAAGAAUCGACAUCGUUUUGAUAAAAGAAAGCAAGGAGAUGGUGGAUUCAUUGAUGAGGAUGAGAUAAUGUCACUCAACAUUAAUGGCGAGGACAAACAUAGGAAUGCUAAGAACAGUGCCAAACUGAGGAAAAGAAUUAGAAAACUACAAAAAAAGCGAGAGAAGCAGCAAGAAAAAAAUCAUCACAGAAAUAAGCAAGGUACGAAGUCUGUCGGAUGGCACAAGAUUGAAGUCACAGGAAGUGGAGCAGUGGAGAAAACCUUUAUCUAUACCAGUAUUGGGAGCUCCCUUGAUUUGCAGUUUCAGCCUCUUGGGUUUCAUAAAAUAGAUAACAAGUGUUGUUUCUUUCUAGAAAAUAAUGAACCAGCAGCAAAUGCCAUUCGUUGUUUAAACAAGAGAAUACAAGAUUCUAAUGGAAACCUCCUGAAGAUUAGUUCAUCUAAAGUGGCUUGUCCUGGUCUUCUUCUCAAUUCUGAUCAGCUUCAGGUCCUGCGAGAAGCUAUGGCCCGCCGCUUUAAUGUAACCUCCUGUCUGUUGGAUCUCACUGAUCUACAUCAUGAUCCUGCAUUGAUAGAAAAAGAUAUUCUUGCACCUUUAGCUGCCACAGAUGUCAUGAAACAAGUUGUGAAAGUGAUUAAGGAGAAUGUUCCCCACUUGAAGGCCUUAAAUCUUAGUAAAAAUAGCCUUCGUGGCAGUAUCUUCAGCUUGCUUCAAGGAAUGCACUCAGGAUCCUCUGAGCUGUUUGCUCUUAACUUGGAGCACAAUGGCAUUACUAACAUGGGAGAUCUAGCACAUUUUAAAAUGUUUCCCAUUACUGAGCUUAGUUUGCAAUUCAAUCCUGUUGUAGAGAUGUAUAAAAAUAAGCCCCUUAAGUAUAUAGAGCUGGCUAGGAGAAACUUCCCACGUCUUAAACUUCUUGACACUGUUGAUGCAGAAGCAUAUUUAGCAGAAAAUGGUAAGCAGCCCACUGUGUCAGGUUCAGUUCAAUCUGGUGCCACAUCAAGCACAGCUGGAACCAGCUCUAGUGCAGUGUCUGAACCAUUAGUAAGAUCUUUCCUUGAACAGUAUUAUGCUCUCAUAGAUGCACCUGACCGCAAUAGUUUGUUGGCUGCAUACACCCCUGAUGCUGUGCUGGAGAUAAAAUCUAAUUUGGCAGCCAUUGUGAGCAGUAUCUUUGUGGGGCAAGAGAAAAUAAAGGAGGCACUUGUCACUUUCCCAAGAACUCAACAUCAGCACAGCACUUUCUCCUUCAAUAUUCAGUUUCCCAGUCCUAGCACAGCUGAGGCAGUUGUCAUGGGUCAGUGUCAGAUAACUGGUUUGGAUGCUGUGGUCACAUUUGCCCGAACAUUGAAAAUAGUUCCUUUUAAUGCCGGUCUUUGUUGUUCUCGAGAUGUAUUAGAACUGAGAUGAAAGUCGUAUCCUUCAGUUGAGUGGACGCAAGUUUUUUUAAUAUUAAUUUAUAAUUCUUUUUUUACUGUAAUUUUUAAGAACAUACCCUGAAGAGAAAUUGUACAUAUUAUUUGUUUUACUCUUACUUUUGUCAUGGAGGGGAAUUUACCAAGGUCUUUUUGAGUUAAGUGUUUCUGAAUGUGUACAACAGUCAUGUCAGAGGCUAGUAUCAAGAAAACUGUCAGUUGGGAAAGCAAAGGAUAAUUGUUUACAAGUUAUCGAGUAAUAUAUUGCCAAUAUUUAACUCGCAUGCAGGAUGGCAUCCAAGAAGCAGAAAUAAAGUAAAAAAUCAAGAUGGUAUACUUCAAACAAAAUGCAUAUUUAUUCAUCUUUAAUACAUCUUACCAUAUUGUAAACUUAUUUUGCUGCUAUAAUUUUCUUGAAUAUCUUGGUAAUAAUGUCAGUCUUUUAAUGUUUCUCAUGCUAUCAAUGUAUUCAAUAUUUCAUUCAUUACUGGUAUUGACACCAACAUAAUGUAUGUGACAUAUACUUUUGGAAAAUUAAGGCACUUCCUACAACAUUGAGGCAAGCAACAUGAAGUUCAAAAUUUAAGUAAUCACCUGCCUCAUCUUUCAAGUAUCUAGAAUACCUGACUGUAAGCUAAAAUUAAUCUUGGAAAAAAUCAGCCACAAAGAUUAUAUUGUUUAAGGUACAUCAAAGUUUUGGCUGUUCAUUAGUAUCACCUAGAGAGGGAAGCACAAUAAGAGCAACAACUUGCUCUUUCCAGCUGAUCCCCCCCCUUCUCUCUCUCUCUCUCUCUCUCUCUCUCUCUCUCUCUCUCUCUCUCUCUCUCUCUCUCUCUCUCUCUCUCUCUCUCUCUCUCUCUCUCUCUCUCUCUCUCUCUCUCUCUCUCUCUCACUACUGCAGGAGUGCCUAAAUUGCAGUGCAACAUUUUGUUUAAAAUGCAAAUGUUCAAGGUGCAUCACCACUUUGUUCCAGUAAUUCCUGUCAUUGGUAAGCAGGGCACAUGUCAGUUCUGCAAAGCUAUCUGCAUGUAAUGAUAUGUAUGUGAUAAGUAGGUAAAUAGUUUUUGAGGAAUUCAUUUAUUCAUAUACUGCAUUUCCUAGUGUCUGACAUGUUCAUUCAUACAAGUUUGAUAUGUGCCCUGUUCAUCAUUCCAGGGUAGCAGAAUGUUACCUGAUCCAGCAAAUGUAAGGGAUUCAUUUUCAACAAAGGUGUAACAUAGUAGGUUCUGGUCUCAUUAUUCACCAUCCACAGUAUGGUUAAGUCCUGUUCAAAAUGUUGGAUGUGACUAGUAUGAAUGGAUCAGUUGAGUAUGAUAUAAAGCAGUGACUCGCUCAAAAAAAUGCAACAGAACAGAAGUUUGUUUUCCACUAAUAGAAAUUAAUUAAUGUCUGCAGUUUUUUACAUGGUUAUCUUAAUAUACGUAACUAUCUUGAUAUGCAUUAUGUACUGAAUACUUAUCAAGCUGUAGAUAGUAUUUAUUUAAAUAACUUUUCUCAUAUCGGUAAGAUUCUGUGAAGAUGCAUUGUUGAUGCUGAUGUGUUAGUGUUACUGUUGUAAACAUUUGGAAACAAAUGUAUCUUGUCUGAAGGUUUAACUUCUGUGAAGUCAUAAUAAGAGCUACAUCAUUCCAAACCCAGACUUUCAUGGGCGUGGGAGACUAAGGUAUGUUCUGCACUAAACUUAAGUUUGUAUAUCAUGAAAAUUAGUUACACUGACAUUUUAUGUAUAUUUUUGUCUGUAUAUCAUUAUGAAAAUUAAUUAUCAUUAUGAAAAUUAAUUAUUGACAUUUUAUAUAUAUUUUAAGUCUUUAUGGUUAUGGGAUAAAGGUUCAUUCUCACCCAUAUCUAGAGCAGAAUGUAUUGUUUAUACAUAACAAAUUAGAGCCAAGCUUAAGGUUGUUUAAUGUACUAUCAACUGCAUUCAUGGAAUUACAUCUUUGAUCUGAGCCAUGACCAUACCAUCAGUAUUAUACAGUAUAGUGUUGCCCUGGUAUAUGUUAUCACUGCACAUUGUUACAUACUGAAAUUUGCUUAUGAUAAAGGGUCGAAUGUACUGAAAAGGCUUUAGUCCCUUACUGAUUUUAGGAUACGAGACUUUGUAUUAUCUACAUAAUACAGCGUUAUAAGUUAUCUUUUUUGGGGCAACUAAAACUGAACCUUCUGUGUAGUGCACAUGUUAUACAGUAAUUUCAACAUGCAUAAUUUAGCAUGGAAUUCAUAAGGUAUUGUUUAUACAUAACAUAUUAGUUUAGAAAAUUUUCAUUUUGAAAUUAGCUGGAUCAACAGAAAGUGAAUUGCUUUAGUAUAACAUGUAAGAGCACACUAAGAAUUCAUCAUGUGCUUCUCAUGGUGUGAAGACCUGUGUUUUGUAGUUGAUGGAAGCAAAUGUUUUGUUCUUAAACAAGGACUUGUUACUUCUGAGGGAUACUAGUCUUUGAGUAUCCUCUUGUCCAUAUUUUGUAUGCUACUGUGGGAGGAUUAAUACCAGUGCUGUAGCCUGCUGAAUUACUACCUCCAACAGAACAUGCAUAACUCCUGGUCUUUAUAAGGGUUACAGUUUCAUCUCUUAAAUAUCCUACAGUAAUUCACAUGCAGGUGCAGUCCCAUAGCCCUGAGGAGAUAUCUGCCAUUAAGUCUAUAUAUUCAUGGAUAUGUAGUGCCUUUACCUGCAUUCUCUCUAGACCUGCAAGGAGUGAGGGAACAGUCCUCAAUGCAACAUGCUGCUAGGCUCAGUUGCUGUCCUUGUAAGUACCAUACAUAUUCACAAAUAGGACCUUGUAAAAAGUCUCUAAAUGUUCAUUACUAUAGGAACCUUUUAGGUGGUUAUCAACAAAGACUUUCAGUUGAUUUAUGAUGUAUUCCUGUAACAAACUUGUAGAUGUUAAAUUUAUUUCUCACAUGAGCAGUGUGCAAGGUGUGACACUGGACACAAUAGAGUUGGACUACAACAGUGCUAGGAAACAUCUUUGAUCUAAUUUGAAAAUGUUUGUAGAGGAAAAUUUUCAGGAUCCCAGUCAAAAGAAUAAGAAUUUGUGAUAUUUUGUGCUUGUCCAAUACUAUAUUUUCUGAUAACUUUAAUGACAAAUUCUGUAUACUCUUAAAACUUACACUUACUGUCCAGUGUAAAAUACAAUAUGCAUUGGCAAGACAGUAAAGCAAACUAGCAUAAAGUGUUACUAACAUCAACUGUUUAUGAAUGCGGCUACAUUAUUGUCUAUAAAGUUGCCAGUAUAAUUAUAGCAUUGAUAGUAUAAAAAAUAUGAUAAGCAUUGUUCCAAUAUAUUUAAGGCAUCUUGAAAAAUUUAGAUCUCAAAUUAAAAGACAAUGGCUAUGAUAUUUAAUGCUGGCAGUUUAACAAAAAAGAUUAAUCUGUGAAUUCAUGAUGGUGAAGAUUUUGCUAAUGCAGUACUUAAAAAAAUAAAUAACUUAGUUCUGAGCAAUGGGAAUGACUUUCUCUUCAUUUCCAGCAAUGGCUGGCAGAGGAGAUUCCACAGUCAACACUCCAUCUUUAGAGAGGGAGGACUUGAUAAGUUCAGGAUUAGUGCCUUUGGGAAGCAAAAAUUCUCUGUUGUAUUCACGGUAAACAGAUCUGCUGUCACUUUUCUCCUCAUGUUUGGCAUGAACCUGUUGAAGAUCAGAAAGGCAUUAGUAACAAUAUAAACAAAUGAUAUAGAAUCACCAAUCAGAUCUAGUAAGUGGAAGCAAAUUGCUCCUUGGGUGGCAAUGUUAAGCAAACUCAUACACACUUAAAUUAGCUGCUCUGUCCUCAUUGUGACUUACACAAAACUAGUUUUGUAUUUUCAGUAAUUUUUCCUAUAAAUAUGAUGCACUGGUAUGAAGAUUUUACAAAGUUUGAUGCUGCAUAAUGUAGUGCUACAUACCAAAAGCUUAUUGUCGACAGUUUUGACAACAAUUUCCUCGGGCUUGUACUGGCUCACAUCAAAUCGCAGUUUAAGCUGCUUGCAAUCACCAUCUUGUUGGAUGAGAGGUGAGUUCAUGCCCUCCAGCCAUGAUCCUGUGCCUUGGUUGGAUGAAGCCUGGUCCUGUUGGCUGUAAAAGAAAAAAUAAACAUUGAAAAAAUAAAUAAAUAACAAUAAUAAUAAAUUAAUUAAUUAUGCUUUAAAUGAAAAAUAAUAAAUAACAAUAAUAGUGAUAAAUUAAUUAAUGAAUUAUGCUUUUAAAUCAACAACUGCAGUCUUUGUACAGUACUUAAUAUUACCUCUGCAGUCUUUGUACAAUACUUAAUAUUACCUAAGUCUUUUUUUGCAUCAAAAUGCAUGAAGAGUGAGCUACAGGCAGAAUGUACAUUUACAGUGGUAACUAAUAGCAAAUCAUAUAUAAAUUUGUUUCUUGUACUGGAACCGCUGGUAUGACACACUGCAGCAAGAAUGAGGACAUUGAAGGGGAAGAUCACCUGGAGGAGACCGAUUCAGUCUCACUUGAAACCACUGUGUUACCAUCUUUUCCUGUCACCCGAGUCUCGCGACGGUGAGUGCUGUUGCUAAACACCUCCGCCCUGGCUAAGUCCCCCAGGGAAUCCAAGCAAGCAUUGAGGAGGGGAUAGGCAAUAUCAUUAUGUAUGAUGCAGAAGAUUGUAUUCCAUAAAUUAUGAGAUGUCAUGCAUAAAAUAUUAAAAGUAUAUGAAAAUAAAUAAGUAACCACCA
Molecule: messenger RNA, 6534 nt
Organism: Scylla paramamosain (green mud crab)
Lineage: Eukaryota; Metazoa; Arthropoda; Malacostraca; Decapoda; Portunidae
Product: nuclear RNA export factor 1-like
Exons: 5
Coding region: 447-1865 (472 amino acids)
Biological process (GO): poly(A)+ mRNA export from nucleus
Cellular component (GO): nucleus; cytoplasm
Molecular function (GO): RNA binding; protein binding
Source: RefSeq, a predicted model, not a curated record